AUGUCCGCAGAUCUACUAGCAGAGUUCGGUCAGCCUGCACCAGCCACCAGGCCUUCCGGCCAGUCAUCGCAACACCCGAAAAGCCCAUUCUUUAACGAGGACAUUGAUUUCUUCUCAUCGGGCAAUGCGCUGUAUAAAAAGCCGAAUACAACCUCGCCAGCUGCCCCAGCAGCUUCGUGGCAGACCCCAGCUCAUCAGGAAUUCGAUCUUCCUCUGAACCCAGAUAGCGAUGUGUUAUUUGAUGCAGCUUUUGAUACACCAGCAAAUGAUGAUGACGAUGACUGGGAUUCAUUCUCCCUGCAAGACUCGGCACCAAUUAGCAAACAUCAGGACAAUCACCUCAAAGUUGAUAGUAACAAGGAGCAGACAACAUGGGAUGAUGAGUCCUUUGGUGACUGGGGUGAGUUCACCGAUGCGCCUGUCAGCCGACCUUGCCCCAAGAUCAUGGAGACGAAAGAAAAACCAUCCCAGCAAGUUCGGCCAUCUCGGACCAUCCCUUCUAAACCCACUGCGUCAACUUGGGAUGACGAUGCCUUUGACGACUGGGAUGACUUUACAGAUGGGCCUAGUGCGAAGCCUGUGCCCGAACCGAUACUCAUCUCUAGCCCAACACCUAGUAAUGCAGCCCCAGCAGCCACUGUGCGACCAACGAAUAUUCCACCACCCUCUGUGCUUCUCGAGUUAUUCUUAGAGGUGUUUGAAAGUCUUCAGAAGGAGGCUGCUCUUGCAAAAUCCCAGCUACGAUCCUCGAAAAAUGUUUCGCCAACGGCCUUGAAGAUUCACAACUUACUCCAGUCGGCUGCUCGCGUAAUUGCAGGGCGGAGUCUCCGAUGGAAACGUGAUACAAUUCUUAGUCAAAGCAUGCGAAUUGGCCCAGCCCGUUCUGGCAAAGCCGGUGGUAUGAAACUCAACAGCGUGAACAAGCAAGAAAACAUCAAAGAAGAACAAGACGCCGUUGAUGUGAUUACUACUUGGCGUGAGCGUGCAGCAAGUUUUAAUGCUGUUCUACAGGCUGCAGGCCAGCGGCCAAUCCCCCCGGUCUCAGAUCCUAGUGCCCUCAAGGUUAUCACGGCCCGGGCGGAUCAAGGGGCACUGAAGGCCCCACAUCCAUGUGCCCUGUGUUCGCUUAAGAGAGAUGAGCGGGUUUUACGGGUGGACGAACAAAGCGUCCAAGAUAGCUUUGGGGAGUGCAAGCGAAAGCUUUCUUGCGUCUUCAAUGACCGCGAUCAGAAGAUCCUGGUGACAAGAGGGUACAUUCUAGAGUUACAGCAGAAGAUUGCACGAAUAGAACAGAACGAAAAGGGACAAGCGAGCCCUUUCAGCUCGAGUUUCGAUACGCAGACUAUUGAUCUGAAAGAUCGCGAAGAUGUGCCUACUCUGGAGAGGACCAGUACCCCUGAAGAUCAUGGGGAAUCUCAUGAUUUGGAAGAUCAAGAUUCGGGUCUAGCCAACCCAUUAUCAACAGGACCACCUGCUUUUAUGUCUGCGGCGAACGGCCGAACAUUCUACCUUGGAACAUCAUCCAACUGGUCAUUUACUCGGCGGGUUCUUAGUCUGGCGCACCAACACCUCUACCAUGAUGUAUUGCCAACAGAAACAUUGCUAUUUGAUGAAACGACCUAUGAGCUCGGAUGGAAUGGGCUACGAACAACCCCGAACCCGGAUAUUCCAGUUGUUCCGACACGCGACCAUACUAUGUACCUGAUCAACGCCGUGAAAUUCCGUUGCGGACAGCUGUAUCACCUCUUUGAAGAGGAUGUUUUUAUGAAUUCUUUGCACCACUUUUACUCUGGGGAAGGACAUUCUAUGACAGACAGUUUGUGGUAUAUCCAUUUUCUUCUCAUCCUGGCUUUUGGGAAGGGAUUCGUUCAACCCAAGGUUCACGGUAAAGGGCCACCAGGGGUAGGGUAUUUUAUCAAGGCGUUGCAACUUCUGCCUGAUCCUAGUGCUCUCUAUCGGGACCCUAUGAUAGGAACAGAAAUCCUAUGUUGCAUCGCUUUAUACUAUCAGUGUGUCGAUUUUCGAACGUCGGCAUAUAACUUCAUUGGCCAAGCUGUGCGGAUAGCCAUGGCACAGGGGAUGCACACUAGGAUGCCGGUGGAAUCCUUGGGACAUGAUAUGGUUCAAAGAUCCAGCAAAAUCUGGUGGACCGUUUACAUUCUGGACCGAGAAAUGACCUCUUUGAUGGGGUUACCGCAGUCUAUUAACGACAGAUAUGUGCAAACGCAACUUCCCACUUUCUCGGAUCCAUCAGAGACAAUGUCCCUAGGCAUGCACAUCAAACUGUCCCAGAUCAUUGCGGAGAUAAACAGCACAAUAUAUGUUAUCAAUGGACGCAUCAAUCGAACCUUCCUACUCAGUACAAAGACGGCAUUGGCGAAUAUAGCAGGCCUUGCUGAUGAGCUUCGCGAGUCCUUUCCGCUCUACUUGGACCCAGCUAGCGGUGUUUCUCGGACAUCGGCAUAUUUACAUCUUCAAUAUCACCAGUGUAUAAUUCUAGCCACUCGACCUCUCCUAUUCUGCUUAUUAAAGAUUCGAUUUGAGUCGCCAGAAAGCUGCCUAGAGUCUAUCGAUGCAUCGCGCAAUGUCCGAAGUUUAAUACAAAUGUGCCUUGAAUCCGCCCAGCAUAUCAUCUACAUUCUCUCUAGUCUACAGAGCCAAGGCCUGUUGGAAACUUUCCUCCCUUUCGAUCUAGAAUCAAUCUUUGUGUCUACGGUUAUUCUAUUGAUGGGCCCGGCAAUUCAUCCACGUCUUUUAGAAAGUCAUCCAAACUGCCUGGAAAGAGCAUACGCCAUCUUCGAGGAAAUGAUCAGAGACGGAAGUCAAGUCGCCAGCUACCGGCGAUCAGAACUCCAGCAACUGGAUGAGACACUACUGGGCUGUAUCUCUGGUCAGCCGCGACCAUUAGCAGUACCUCCCUUUCUCCAUGAGGAUGUUCUUCCUCGACCGGCUUCUCCGUCUGCUACGCCCAUCCCGACUAUGCCUCGAUACGAUGAUGCUCUUUUCAGGCCGGAUGCUGAUCUAGAUGUUGAAUGCGACCUUAGUGCGAUGUUGACCUCGGCUGAGAUUAUGGCUGUUGCGGAUUCGAUUGAGAGCUAUGAUACGGAGUGGGUGUCUAAUGCAAUGCUAGAACAUAGUAUUUGGUAA
Molecule: messenger RNA, 3147 nt
Organism: Penicillium paradoxum
Lineage: Eukaryota; Fungi; Ascomycota; Eurotiomycetes; Eurotiales; Aspergillaceae
Exons: 10
Coding region: 1-3147 (1048 amino acids)
Biological process (GO): DNA-templated transcription
Molecular function (GO): DNA binding; zinc ion binding
Source: RefSeq, a predicted model, not a curated record